AAAAACAGAAACGCAACGCAACUUAAGUCCAAUCCAAACACACACUCAAUCUUUAUCUAAUUCAACACAACAAUAAGUUGAAGUUAAAAUAUGGUCAUCACCGUCGCCGGAGAAUCACUCACCGGAAAUCCCACAGACUAUGACCGUCUCCAAGAGCUGAAGGCAUUUGACGAUUCCAAGUCUGGUGUCAAAGGUCUGGUGGAUGCUGGUAUCACCAAAAUCCCCAGAAUUUUCGUACGCCCACCGGAGGAUCGAGCCGCCCAUAACCCCAAUUCCGGCGAACCAACCGACAUCCAUUUCACAAUUCCGGUCAUAGACCUCGGAGGCCGGCGUUCUGAUGCCGUUGACGGUGUCCGGAGGGCUGCAGAGGAGGUGGGGUUCUUCCAGGUGAUGAAUCAUGGGAUAGCUGAGAGAGUGCUGGAGGAGAUGUUGGAGGCGGCGCGUGGGUUCCACGAGCUGCCGAGGGAGGUGAAGGCGGAGUACCAUACGAGGGAGUUGAUGAAGAAGGUGAAGUUUGGAAGUAACUUUGAUUUGUACAAGUCGAGGUUCGCUAACUGGAGGGACUCUUUAUUUUGUGUUAUGGGUCCUGACCCUCUGGACCCUCAAGAAUUGCCUCUAGUCUGCAGAGACAUAAUUAUUGAGUAUUCUAACCAAGUCCAUAAGUUGGGGAUCACUUUGUUUGAAAUGCUAUCAGAAGCACUUGGGCUCAAAUCUGACCAACUUAUAGGCCUGGACUGUGCAAAGGGGCAUGUCAUUCUGAGUCACUACUAUCCAGCAUGCCCUGAGCCUGAAUUGACCAUGGGCACAACCCAACACUCAGAUCCUGAUUUCCUUACCAUCCUACUUCAAGACCAUAUUGGUGGACUCCAAGUUUUUUAUCAAAAUAGGUGGAUCGAUGUUCCUCCUGUUCCUGGAGCUCUAGUAGUAAACAUUGGAGAUCUAUUACAGCUCAUAUCUAAUGACAGAUUUAAAAGUGUUGAGCACCAGGUGCUAGCAAACCAUAUUGGACCGAGAGUAUCCAUUGCAUGCUUUUUCACUCCUCACCUUCAUCCAUCAACAAUUAUUUAUGGGCCGAUCAAGGAAUUGCUAUUAGAAGAUAAUCCCCCUGUAUACAGGGAAACCUCAGUUCGAGAUUUCGUUGCUUAUUAUGAUGAGAAAGGACUUGAUGGGAACUCUGCUCUAACACAUUUCAAGUUGCAAAAAGGUGACAAGGAAAUAAGAGAACUGGAUUUGUGCCACUCUUAAUCUGAUAUUUUAUAAGAACUUUUAUGUCAUUAUCAUUUCAUAUUAUAUAAUGAUGAUAUUUGCAUAAUCUACUAGCUACUACACAAAUUAUAUGCGCAUGGUAUAAGAUGACCAUGUUUUACUGCAUGCUCUUGGAAUAAUAUGCA
Molecule: messenger RNA, 1391 nt
Organism: Quercus lobata
Lineage: Eukaryota; Viridiplantae; Streptophyta; Magnoliopsida; Fagales; Fagaceae
Product: 1-aminocyclopropane-1-carboxylate oxidase homolog 1-like
Exons: 3
Coding region: 91-1245 (384 amino acids)
Source: RefSeq, a predicted model, not a curated record